GGUCUGUGUCCCUAAUCCUCCAUCAUGCAUGUUAUGUGAACCACUUGUAAUUUUGAAAAUUUACUUACUGACUCAGCAGAUUAUAACCAGAGACGCAGAGACAAAAACCAACAACUGAUAAACUCUCAAACUCUGAUUGGAGUGAGUGAAAAAGAUGAGCCAAAUAGAAAAUUUAAUUAUCUCGGAUUACGUAUUGAAUCAACAAGUAUGUGAUUACUGUCAUAAAUACUUAUCAGUAACUCCAGUCAAAGUAUAUCCAAAUAGAAAAAUAAAAUGUGGCAGAUGUUCAACAAUCAACAAGAAAGAAGAGGACAUUGGGGUAAACUCCAUGUACAACAAAAUUGCUGAAAUAAGUAUUUUCAAGUGUAUUAAUAUGUUUGAUGGAUGUAUCCAGCUAUUAAGAUCAUCAGAAGUAGUCGAACAUGAAAAAGUUUGUCUAUCCAAAAAGUACGGUUGUCCUCUUUGUUCUGAAGAAAUUUUUUCAUUUCUAAUGAUCCAUCAUUUUAAACUCAAACACCCCGAAUCCUUAUUAAAAACUAAUGAUUUUCUAGUUACCAACUUAAAAAAUACUAACAAAUAUUUUUUGUACCAAUUACAAUGUAAUUUGUUUUUCGUGAACUUUCGUGAUGUAACUAACUCAAUUGCAGAUGAUAUAAUAAGUUUUUCAUUGAACGUUCAACAUUUGGAAAAAAUAGAUUGUAUUAACUGGAUAAAAGUUGAUUUUAGUCAUUUUGGGAACGAUAUUGAAACAAUAAGCGAAAUUACUUAUUCAGGCUCAAUGACGUUUAAAACAUCUGUAAUUGUUACAAACGAAUCAAAGAUGCUCAUAAAGUUUUAUUUAAAUAUUGUUGAAGCAAAAAAUGGCAUACAACACAAAUUUAAGUUGAGAUCUGUACCUAAAAAUAAUCCGGAUUUGAAUAUAUUUCACAAAAAGCUGGCAGGUAAUGAGUUAAGAACUGCUUUUUUUCAAAAGCAUUACGUUUCUCCGAAUGAAAUAUUUCAAAAAUCUGUUUCAGAUUUGUCAAUUACAGAAAAUGCAACUGUUACAUUUAGUAGAUGUGGUAAAAAAUACACCAUUACAUUUGCUUGUUGUAAUUGUUCAUUAAUUUACAGUACAAUUUUUAUUAAUCAUGAAGAAUUCAUAUAUUUGAUUGGAGACAAUUUUCAUUAUUGCUUACAAUGCUUACAUUGCGAAAAUAAAUUAAGUAAAAGAUUUCCUAAAAAAUUUUUCACAGUUACAGACAUGGAAAACAUUUUAUUUUUUUGCAUCUGGGGUUGUGGAACACUCCAUAAUUAUAAUGACUUGUAUGUACAUGAAAGAAUGUGUAAAAAUCAAAUUUUCCAGAAAUGUCCCAUUAAGUCAUGUUUUUGUUAUUUUAAGCUAUACGAAUUUGAAAAUCACUUUAAAGUUAAACAUUCAUCAGUAAUUUUCCAAUCACCCCGUUUGAAUGAUAGGGAGCUAACCAUAUAUUUAGAUACUUCUAAAUCUCCCAUAGAACAUAUUGCUUUAUUUUGGUUCAUAUGUGUGCUUGUUCAACUUGAAUGGGAACAACCAAAUUGGAAAAUCAGUUUAACUUGUGAAAUACCCGAUGUAGAAAUCAAAGCUAAAAUAUUAGAUACUGAAGACAAAGAAAUAUCUACAAUAACUGAAAGUGGUUCAAUUCCACAUCAUGACUCAAUAGAGAUAGCUUUAUAUUUGGUAGAUACUAAAAAAAACUAACAAUUUUCAUUAUUCAUCUUAAAUAAUAAGAAAUUAAAAAAAAUUGGGAAGAUCUUGAGUUUGCGGUUUUAAUUGAUUUCGGCUCCAAAUUGUAUGGCUUUCUUUAGUGUUUUUUAUUUUUAUUAAAAAAAAAAUAUUUUUUUCAAAAUGAUUAUAGAACACUUUAUAUUUGUGAAGUUAUUCGGGAUUUUCUUAUAAUAUUUUAAAAGAAGUUGUUUAUGUAAGGUGUUUGCCAGUAGCAUAUUCAUGUUAGAUACUUUGUUGUAAAGAAAAAACUUGACUAUUGGAACACAAAGCGUCAUUUAUAUUAUUAAUAUUCAUUGAAACCCACAGCUGUUCAGCCUAAGUUUCUUCUAAAUUCAAAAUAUAUCACUGAAAUUAAAAAUAUUGCCUAGCAUAUCUAGCAACCCUUUCUACUGCACUUGUUGGUUCUAUUUCAUCAAAAAAGUAUGUAUUACUAUCCUGGUAAAGCAACCGACUUGUUCCUCAUUAAAGUGUUAAAUCAUGAAUUAGAUACUGUGAUUAUGUCUAAGUGAUUAUGUACAUCAUUUUUAAAUUCGAUAAAAUUUUACAACAUUCGGUUUUUGAAUUUGAUUCUACCAUUUAUAUUGCAAUUUAAUUUAUACUGUAUUCACAUGCGAUAACCACCAAGUAUGGUUGGGUUAGUUAACUAAACUUCACUUUGAAAGCAUUUGCAAAGAACUACAGAAUAAAAUAUAGUUACACUCACAUGUAUUCUUUUUUCUAAAUGAUUAUGUAUUAAUCUACUGAACGGAUAUAAUUUCAUAUCUGUUCCAGAAUGAAUAUAAAAUCAGCCAAUCACAUUUUAAAUUCAGUAACCGGCUAACUAUUUUAAAAUUUCAAAUUAUAGUCACAAAUCUGUCAAUUUAAUUAUUGUUAUUAUAUAUUUUUAGUUAUUACAGUUAAAGUAAAUUAAAAUUGAGUGAUUCUGUUGAAGAAUCGAUAAAUAGUGACAAUUUAUAAGAUAUUCGUAAUUUUUUUAGAGAGUCUUAGAAAAAAUUACUAUACAACUUGUGUGGAUUGAGCACUCCGCAUCGAUAUCGACUUUUAUUACAUAAACUACUAUUAAUUAAGACAGUUCUCAUCCAGUAGAAACUUUCUUAAAAUUGUCAGAUCCGUUUUCCUUCUUUAGUUCUGUGACAAUGCCACUACAAGGUGUAUCAUAAAACAAAUGCUUAGCAUUUUUUUUUUUAAUUUCGAAAAACAUGUUUCUAGGCUUUUGCAGCACUUUUUUGUAUAGUCCAACUGAACGUUCUUUUAGAAGCAAAAUUUUGAUUUAUUUUGUUUCUUUAUUGUAUUUAUUUUGUUCGUAGAAUAUCGUACAUCAUUUUUUAAAUUUAUUUAAUCUAGAAUGUGUUUCAUUUCAUAAGUUAAUUAAAGCG
Messenger RNA from Psylliodes chrysocephalus, 3123 nucleotides. Lineage: Eukaryota; Metazoa; Arthropoda; Insecta; Coleoptera; Chrysomelidae. The record is from the annotation of a GenBank genome assembly.